GGGAGUAUAAAGGGAGGAAAGUCAGCAGCCAGGAAACAGUUUCCUUUGUGACAGGAGCUAACACAGUUAUACAACAACUUUGGAAGUCAUGGAGUCAUCGGACAUUCAAAGGAAAAAAAUAGCUGUCAUUGGUGGUGGCUUGGUUGGAUCAUUAAAUGCAUGCUUCCUUGCAAAGAAGAAUUUCCAAGUUGAUGUAUAUGAAGCUAGGGAAGAUAUCCGAGUGGCUAAAUUUGCACGUGGAAGAAGCAUUAAUCUGGCCCUUUCUUAUAGAGGACGACAAGCCUUGAAUGCCAUUGGCCUGGAAGAUCAGAUUGUAUCUCAAGGCAUUCCCAUGAGAGCAAGAAUGAUUCAUUCUCUUUCAGGAAAAAAGUCUGCAAUUCCCUAUGGGACCAAGUCACAGUAUAUUCUUUCUAUAAGCAGAGAAAAUCUUAACAAGGAUCUGCUGACUGCUGUUGAGAAAUAUCCCAAUGUGAAGGUGCACUUUGGCCACAGGCUGCUGAAAUGUAAUCCUGAGGAAGGAGUCAUCACAGUGGUUGGAUCUGACGAAGUUCCUGUAGAUAUCACUUAUGACCUCAUUGUCGGAUGUGAUGGAGCCUAUUCCACUGUCAGAACUUACCUCAUGAAGAAACCUCGUUUUGAUUACAGUCAGCAGUAUAUUCCUCAUGGGUACAUGGAGCUCACGAUUCCACCCAAGAAUGGGGAUUAUGCCAUGGAACCUAAUUAUCUGCAUAUUUGGCCUAGAAAUACCUUUAUGAUGAUUGCGCUGCCUAACACGAACAAAUCUUUCACGUGUACUUUGUUCAUGCCCUUUGAAGACUUUGAAAAACUUCUAACCAGCAGUGAUGUGCUGAAUUUCUUCAAGAUGUACUUUCCAGAUUCCGUCCCUCUAAUUGGAGAGCAAGCCCUGGCACGAGAUUUCUUUCUGUUGCCGGCCCAGUCCAUGAUAUCUGUGAAGUGCUCUUCUUUUCACUUUAAAUCACAUUGUGUGCUGAUGGGGGACGCAGCUCAUGCCAUAGUGCCCUUUUUUGGGCAAGGAAUGAAUGCAGGCUUUGAAGAUUGCUUGGUAUUUGAUGAGUUAAUGGAUAAAUUCAAUAAUGACUUUAGUAUGUGUCUUCCGGAAUAUUCAAGUUUGAGAAUUCCAGAUGACCAUGCCAUCUCAGACCUAUCCAUGUACAACUAUAUAGAGAUGCGAGCACAUGUCAACUCGAGGUGGUUCAUCUUCCAAAAGAACAUGGAGCAAUUUCUUCAUGCUAUUAUGCCAUCUACCUUUAUCCCUCUCUAUACCAUGAUCACCUUUUCCAGAAUAAGAUACCAUGAGGCACUGCUGCACUGGCAUUGGCAGAAAAAGGUGAUAAACAAAGGACUCUUUUUCUUUGGAACACUUAUAGCCAUUGGUAGUACCUACCUACUUAUGUGCGCCAUGUCACUGAGACCCCUACACUACUUCAGAAGACCAUGGGACUGGCUUGCUCACUUCCAGAACAGGACAUGUUUCCCUGCAAACUCCAUGGGGUCACUAGAGAAAAUUCCCAAUGUCAUUAGCAGUUAAUAUAAAGAUUCUGAAGUGACAAACAGUUGGAUUUCUUUGUAACUAAAACUAAGUGUCAAAACCAUGUUUCCGUCAUAUUUAAUUCAUUCACUAGUAAAAAGUAUGUCAGCUUAUAAUUAAAUUCAGUAUAGAAUUUCUCUGUGUGUUUAUUGUGAUUAUUGGGGGAGGGGGGGCGGGGGGACACAACAACCCCAAACUACCAUUUUAAGUUGCAAAGCACAGCUUUCCCACAACACUACACAUCGGUGUGGUCAUUCUAAAUAUAAAAGUGCAAUGACUAAGAACACUUUCACUUCUCAAAAAAUAAAGUGCCAGAGGCCUCAAGGAAGACACUGAUCACAUCUUCUCUGUAAAGGACAUAAUUAAGGUCAUGAUAGGACUGAAUCAAUAAGUAUUGAUAGGACUAAACUUAAAAACUAUGAUUUCCCUAACAUGUUAAGUACACUUUUGAUCACCUGGAUGGAACUUAUCCAACAUAGAACUCGGCUUCAUUUACUAAAACUGGAAGUAUAAAUGAGGCAUUUGAGGCACUCUGGAGAGUUACAAAAUGAACUAAUUUUACUUCAC
Molecule: messenger RNA, 2116 nt
Organism: Nyctereutes procyonoides (raccoon dog)
Lineage: Eukaryota; Metazoa; Chordata; Mammalia; Carnivora; Canidae
Gene: KMO
Product: kynurenine 3-monooxygenase
Biological process (GO): L-tryptophan catabolic process; quinolinate biosynthetic process; NAD+ metabolic process
Cellular component (GO): mitochondrial outer membrane
Molecular function (GO): kynurenine 3-monooxygenase activity; NAD(P)H oxidase H2O2-forming activity; FAD binding
Source: RefSeq, a predicted model, not a curated record